Messenger RNA from Gadus macrocephalus (Pacific cod), 5720 nucleotides. It is a transcript of the gene bmp8a, whose product is annotated as bone morphogenetic protein 8a. The record is from RefSeq and is a predicted model, not a curated record. The transcript is spliced from 7 exons. Gene Ontology annotation, cellular component: extracellular region. Gene Ontology annotation, biological process: SMAD protein signal transduction. Bases 2334 to 3752 code for a protein of 472 amino acids. Gene Ontology annotation, molecular function: cytokine activity; growth factor activity. NCBI's taxonomy places the organism in Eukaryota, Metazoa, Chordata, Actinopteri, Gadiformes, Gadidae.
UUCCAUUGAUCCACAGUGAGAGGUGAACUAUAAUGGUGUAUCUAUUGAGAGGUACUUAUUUUACAAUCAAUUAAUAAUACAGAAAACACAGUCUGAGAUACACAUUCACAGAUUUAAUAUUUCCCACCUGUACUGGGCCCUGGAUGUCCUCUCCUUCCCUCCUCUCCCCUCCUUCUCUUCUCUCCUUUCCUCUCCUCUCCCUUCCUCUCCUCUCCAUCUCUCCUCUCCUCUCCUCUCCCCUCCUUCUCUCCUCUCCUCUCCACUCCUUCUCUGGCAUAUGCGGUCCUAACCUCUGAUGUCCAGGGCGUGAAGCAGUUGGAGAGCAAGGCGGCAUUCCCAAUUCCUGGUGUGUGGGAACGCGUGGGAUGAGACUCGGGGCGGUCAGCACGGUUUGGUCAACAUUAUUCGUGCCUCUUUCAAAGUACCUUUCAAAGUUGACCACAAGCACUAUGGGCUGCCUUUGAAGCCUAGCAUGCACACACACACACACACACACACACACACACACACACACACACACACACACACACACGCACGUCUGGCACUAGCUCACUAGGCCUGCUGCUAUAUUUGAAUCCUUCUUUCUCUUCCAAAUCCCACGACAGAAAUACACCGCCGCCACACCUUGUAUGUUCGCAGCAAACUGGACCGACGCUUUGAUUAAUUAUCGGACGGCGCAACAGGAAACAGGCUUUAACGCAGCAGAACGCAAACCCAGCUGCGUCCAGGCAGUGUGGCUCAUUCCGUUGGAUCUCCCUCGUCAUCGCGUUCCAGAGAGUUUGCUGUACGCCACUGAAGGUAGACUUAGUGAGGAAUUUCCUUACUGUGGUACACCAUUGCUUUGUUCACCACCAAACCACUGCGUGACACACGGUCAUGUCCAGGGACUCGGAAACUGCAGGCCUUCAGCUUUGGGUAUGAAAAAGAGGCAAAGAAUGCCAAGGAAAUGGAUGCAAACGUAAAUUGAGUUGUUAUGGCUUAGGGCAAAAAAACUUGGGGGUAUGUUAUACCAUUUACAAAAUGGCCCAUCGUGUGUUCGUUCAGAUUCCCCAGAUGGUAGUUAAGCAUGAAAGAGAGACGCUAUGAAAAGAUGAAAAGAUAGAAGGGUGGAGGCAAAAUGAGGGAGGGAGAGAUGAGGUCUCCCAGCGAGGCCACUAGGAGGGGCGAUGGGUGUAAGCAGGGAGGGCCAGAGAGAGAAAGAAAGAAAGAAAGAGGUUGACAUUCGACAAAGUGAGGGACAGAAAGAAGUUUAAGAGGGGAGGAGGAUGGAGAUUAUUGGAAAGAAGUUCUGUGGCUGAUGGGAUAAGGGUAGGGGACUUCUGGAGCAAGCGGCAACACAUUGCAUACACAGAAGACCAUCUCUCCCAAGGAUUACAAUCAGGAAGCACUUAACAAAAAAAACUGGAUUAAGGGACGCAUCUGGAUGUGGGUGUGAGCUCAUCUUGGACGGAUAAAUAAAUACUCAAGCCUAACUGGAUAAACACUUGGAGUGAUCUCGGAGGGUUCCACUCUGGACGUGGCUUCCUGUGUGGGAUUGUGACCCUCUACCGUCCACAGAGCGAAACCCUAGCAGGUGUGAUCUAAUGCUUCCCUUCUUUUUGAUGUCUGAAUCCUACCCCAGUGAGCCAAUCUAAUGAUACGCCUCUCCCGCCUCAACACAAGCGCCCCAGUGCCUGUGCUCUUAAAUUAAACUCGCCGUAGUCCUCCCUUCAAGGUCCCGGCACUUCAAAGGAGAGCGCAAUUUUCCAACCAGGGGUCAAUGUUUGUCUAUAUUCAAACACAUCCCAUCGGCCUCGCUUGUAAUCAUGUCGGCGCACUCAUUACAUCUGCGGUUCGCCAUGCCAUCGCUAGACGCCCGAAUCUGAGCAGUGUGCGCGAGGGAAGGUGAAAAGGCAGCAGUAGGAAAGAGUGAGCAACCCGACCGUGAGGUAAACAGAAGCGGCUUGGGCCAGGUAAACAUGUCUCGGCUGCGGCCAGCUGUCCUCUAAACAAGCCGGACAUAAAUCAACACAGGGUAGAGCGUUGGUCCUCGGUGCCUUCGCGCAGAGUCCCGGAGUAUCAUAGGCUGCUCUGGGCAGCUUCAGGGUGUGGGGGGGGGGGGGGGGGGGGGAAACCGAGAGGAGAGGAGCCAACGUUUGAGACGCGCAGACGAUCUUUGCGUCUGAUGUUGUGGAGUUUAUUUGGUGGAAACCUGUGGCGUUGUUCAGAGGGAUUAAGGAGAACCCUGAGUUAGUAGCGGGGGGAACAACGGAUUCUCUGCUGGGAUAAAGAAGACAAGAAGAAGCAAGCGGAGUCAAGAAGGAGACGUGGGAGACAAGGCAGACAGUCAAGGCAUGGGGUCGGACUAUCCUUCCUCCCGCCGGACCGCGGGCGACUCUGGGAGCUCUAGGAGCCCCACACACACUCGCUGCAGCUGUGGCAACGGCAGCGGCAGCAGCAGGAGAGUCAGGGGUGUCCGCUGCUCCCCGUUCCUCCAUCCCCGGACCCUGUUCCUGGUCCCCCUGCUGCUGCUGCUGUCCCUGCCCCUGUGGAGCCAGCAGGCCGAGGCCGUGGUGCACUCCAGCUUCAAGCGGCUCAGCGGCCGGGAGAAGAAGGAGAUGCAGAAGGAGAUCCUGUCCGUCCUGGGCCUGCCGGGGAGACCCAGGCCCCACCCCCCGCUCCGGCCGCCCUCCUCGGCCCCCCUGUUCAUGCUGGACCUGUACCACGCCGUGUCGGCCGAGGGCGAGGAGCAGGGGAACGACAUCCUGGGUAAUAACGGAGUGAGGAUGGGCGUGGCCGAUGGGCGGGGUCACGUGAUCCACGGCGUGCUGCCGACCCUCAGCACGCACACGGCGCCGCUGGGGACGGUGAUCAGCGAGGCGGACACCGUGAUGAGCUUCGUCAACCUGGUGGAGCAGGAGAGGGAUCUGCUGCAGCCCCGGCCCUACUGGAAGGAGUUCCGCUUCGACCUCACCCCCCUCCCGCAGGGGGAGACGGUGACCGCCGCAGAGUUCCGUAUCUACAAGACCCUGACGAUGGGCCAGCGGGCUAACCGCACCCUCCAUAUCUCCGUCUACGAGAUCCAGCGAGACAACAGACACAGAGAGCCUGAACUGGUUCUGCUGGACAUCCAGUCCGUCCCUGCUGGCCAGGAAGGUUGGCUGGCCUUUGACGUCACCUCCGCCUCCAACCGCUGGCUCCUCCACCCGCGCAGUAACCUGGGGAUACGGCUCUACGUGGAGACAGAGGAAGAUCGCUCCCUGUCCGCGGGCUGGAUCGGUUUGGUUGGGCGCCGGGGCCCUCGUUCCAAGCAGCCCUUCAUGGUGACGUUCUUCAGGGCCAGCCAGAUUCCCUGCCGCCCACCGCGCGCCGUCAAACCAAACCCCCGCAAGAAGAAACACAAAUACGACCUGCCCGUCCCCAGCAUACAUGAUCACAGUCACGCCAACAGUGGGCGCCAGGCGUGCAGAAAACACGAACUCUACGUCAGCUUCAGUGACCUCGGCUGGAAGGACUGGGUGUUGGCCCCUACGGGCUACUCUGCCUACUACUGUGAUGGGGAAUGUCUUUACCCUCUGGGCUCCUGCAUGAACGCGACCAACCACGCCCUCAUCCAACAAGUGGUGCAUCUGUUAAAGCCAGAGGAGGUGCCCAAGGCGUGCUGCGCACCCACCAAACUGAGUCCCAUCUCGGUGCUCUUCUACGACGAACACAACAACGUCAUCCUCAAGAAGCACCGCAACAUGGUGGUCAAGACCUGCGGAUGUCUAUGAUACAUCAUCCCCUCCCCCCAGGCCCCAGUAGCAGGAGUGUUCGGUAUAGGUUCUUAAGGUUGUUGUACGAGCUGAAAUGAGGUGGAAUGAUUUAUAAUGGUAAUUAUAAGGAAACCCAUUUAGGCUCUGAAGCGCUUAACCGGUUGAGGGGAAACAAUUAAGUUAGAAUCCUUUGGCAUUGCAAAAGCCACAUGGCGUAGGUUUAAAUCGAAUCAGUACUUAUUUUGACUAUCAAAUUCAUUGAGUAGGAUAACUGAAGGAUAAUCCAUGAACAUGAUGUAUAAGCAGCUGGAUAAUGGCAUACUAUCCACGCAAUCUCAGUAAUCUUUGAUUACAGGGUAGGAUAGGAUCAAUCAAGUGUUAUUGCAAUCCUAAAAAUCUCAUUAACACGCGCACUCUAUCUGAUCCAGAUGUUUCUCUUGUGACCAUCUGGAAAGAUUGAAUCGCAUCUCUAGGGUCAAAGGUCAGAUCGUCAGUUUGUUUGAUCGUCGUGUUUAUAAAGAGUGGUACUGCAUGCUUAGCAUAGCUGCCUUGAAGAUUUAUAUAGGAUAUGUGCUGCUAUGUUUUCCUAAACUGAUUUAGUUCAUCGAAAGAUAUUGCCCUUAAGCUAGAGUGGACAGUUUAACACUGUACUGUGUGAUGAAACAAGAUACAAGUUUGUGUGUUCAAGUCUACCCUCCAAGCUAUCCAAUUCCAGUUUUAAGUCAAAGUAAGACUUCCUCCAUUUGCUUUUUAAAGCCACCAUGAUUUCACUGAAUAUUCUGGGGACCUCCCAGAUUUUAUUUGAUAUAUAAUUUUGUCUUAAUAUUAUCAUAUUGUUUCAGAGUAGGGGAGCCUUCAACAUCAAUUUUGUCUUAAUACUGUAAAUAUAAGGCCGUAUACUUUAGUUACAGGAAAAAUAAUGUUCGUUUGAAUAGACCAUAUUUGUAUUGUUUUAAGUUUUUGCACAUAUUUUGUACAUUUCACUCUUAUUAACUUGAUAUACAUGGUAGCAUAUGACAUUUGAUUUCAGAACUUCCUUCCCAUUAAUUAAUACCUUCCACAUUAAAUGAGGGGUUUGAAUACAACAGUGUCAACAUAUACCCCUUUGACUUUAACAUUGCCUUUUUUAAAUGUCAUUAUCAACCUCGAAAUGGUGAUCAGCAGUCAGAAGUCAUAUUACAAAAGGUGCUUUGUAAAGGGAUAAAUAAAGCGUUGUAGUGUUACUUUAAAUACAUUGCCGUUUAUUGAAAAGGUUAAAAAGCAAAACAUACAUCAGCAGUCGUAACUAAUUAGUUAGCCUUUUAUACUUCAAUUGCAUGAUGCUGCGCAAGUUUGAAUCUUUAUAUCUAGAUAUAGAUAUAUAAAAAAAAAUUAGACCGCUACAACGUCUUGGCCUUUGCCUGAAAUGUCAUCCGAACUGUUCAGUUCACGGCAGUGAAUUCAAAUUAGUUGAAAUAGUGAUUAAGAGACCACAAGAGAGCAAGUAUCAGGAGGUAUACGUGCAUAGUUCUGGAACCAAUGGAAUCCUGAAUGCGGCGAAUGUCACCCUUACAUUCUAUUCCCAAGUCUUGCACCAUGGGCCUCAUUCACCUAAAGGCCAGAACAAAGAUGGCCAGUAGUAGAAUGAGGCCGGUUAGAACAACGUAACCUCAGUGCAUGGCGAUAGGGUGGGCAGCAGGGGUUGCAUGACCCAGGGUGUCUUAACAUUGCAACAGUGAGGCAUGGAUGAACAACACCCAAUACACUCAAGGUCACUGGGUACUGUUGGUCGAGGCAUGACCAAGAGGAAAGAAGCAAAUCGGAACCAGAGCCUUUUUUUUUUUGCGUUGUUUGGCCUGGAAAGCCUUGGUCCCAAAAAGCUAAAAACUUUCAAACAUGUUCUUUGUUUUAUCCACAACUUGUAUUUAAUCGUUCAAAAAAAAGCACAAUGAAUUUAGCUAGUGGUUUGCUGUGCAAGUCCAGGUUAUUGAUGCAGGAUAAAUGUCA